This is a messenger RNA of Varroa destructor (honeybee mite), 1336 nucleotides long. RefSeq names its product fatty acyl-CoA reductase 1-like. Lineage: Eukaryota; Metazoa; Arthropoda; Arachnida; Mesostigmata; Varroidae. The record is from RefSeq and is a predicted model, not a curated record.
AGCAAAAUGUAUUCGGCUGGCUAAUAACAUCAAUGCUGAAAAAGGACUAUUUUCGCAAACGAUCAUAAGCUACAUGCCCUAUGAGAGGCACCUUACUUACUGAUUUGGCCCAUUUCUCUUCUUUGUACAAGUGAAAAAAUAGCUUUUUGCGGAAACGCUUCAGCGACGAGGUUCGGAAACAUGCAGAAAAGUACAAGCUAUCCAGGGCGUGUCCUCGAACCGGGUUUGGGGCUUAGUACGUCCGAUCGACAGCGCCUCAUAAACAAAAUUUUCGUCGUGAUACAUUCAGCUGCAUCGGUUCGUUUCGAUGACCCGCCCAGGGAGGCAAUGAAUGCGAAUAUAGCCGGAACCGAACGCUUAUUGGAAUUAGCGAAGUCAAUGAAGAAUCUGAAGUUAUUUGUGCACAUAUCUACGGUGUAUGCCAACUGUGCACGAGAUAUUGCUGAAGAGAAGAUCUAUGAGUAAGUUUGGCAGAACCGUUACAGGAUUCGACAGAGAAACUGAAGUAAAAAUGACACUGCACUUGAAAAGGUAUACAGAAAGAUGUAUGAACUGAUCGAUGGGUGCUCAGUUGCUCGAUUACGGAGAAGUUGAGAUAGCAGCUGUACGUUCCAAGGCAGUUAAUAAAGAAUAUUUGAAGUGUUCCCCUAACUGUAGAAACAAAAAUAGUCUUCAAUAAAUGUUGAUAGCUCCUUUAAUGCUUUAAUCGCUGGUUCACCUUAAAUAUUGAUUUCUGUGUGCUGACCUGUUUCAGAUUUAUAUAUCAAAGUUAAUUUUGCUUGGAAAGUAGAAUCUGACAAGCUUUUAAGCAAGUUAUAAAGCUAACCCCGUAUUUUCAUGAACUGUUUUUAUUAAUUCAUCGCCCCUUUAGUUUGCCCUGUUCUGUAUCCGAUCUAUUUGCAAUGGCAGCACACCUGAACGAUGUGCAGAUAACAGCGGUUGCGCCGUCCGUUUUAGGUGGUCAAUUUCCCAACAGCUACACGUGUACAACAGCAUGUGCAGAAUGUAUUGUCUACGAGUAUCAAAACGAGCUUCCAGUUGUCAUCGUACGACCGUCGAUUGUUCUUGCCGCCUGGAAAGAGCCUCUCACUGCAAGUUCAUCAAUUCGAUUAGGAACCUAUAUUAGUAUUUUUAUAAGGGAAAAACUUUUCAACUUAUUGCUUUUACAAACGAUACAAAGGUGGUAAAUUUUGAGAGGCUUGACAAUAGUGGUCGUUUUGUAGUAGAGAAAUAAAAGUAAACAAACACCAGAAUUAAUGAGAAGUUUUAAGACCAACGACGUCGCUUAUAAAAUGUACAACAUAUUUAUUGUUAUUUUUUUUUUACGUGAUCGCAA